This is a messenger RNA of Penicillium atrosanguineum, 219 nucleotides long. RefSeq lists its product as uncharacterized. The transcript is spliced from 2 exons. Bases 1 to 219 code for a protein of 72 amino acids. The record is from RefSeq and is a predicted model, not a curated record. Lineage: Eukaryota; Fungi; Ascomycota; Eurotiomycetes; Eurotiales; Aspergillaceae.
AUGGUCGCCGACGCUGCGUUCCAGUUUUUCGCUCCAGCCGGUCAGUGCUAUAAUGCUCUGAACUUCGUCAUCGAUGCGUACAAAAACUACCAGAGUGUUUUCGAAUCUCUGAACGCUCUGUUUGAAAAACGUGCUGAGUUCCUAGGACGUCUGCCCAGAUCGUCUGACCAGAUACGUCAAAGAAAAGAUGAGCCUCGGACUAAGCAUUGUCUCCUGUAA